Molecule: messenger RNA, 1122 nt
Organism: Eleginops maclovinus (Patagonian blennie)
Lineage: Eukaryota; Metazoa; Chordata; Actinopteri; Perciformes; Eleginopidae
Gene: nit1
Product: nitrilase 1
Exons: 6
Coding region: 106-1056 (316 amino acids)
Molecular function (GO): hydrolase activity, acting on carbon-nitrogen (but not peptide) bonds, in linear amides
Source: RefSeq, a predicted model, not a curated record
GAAGAAAGUAGCCCUGCUAAUCCUUCCUGCUGAACACUAAACACACUGUGCUACUAACAUGGACUAAACAGGGGAGGUGAAGCUCUGUCAGCGUCACUGGGACCAAUGUUCACGGUCAGGUGCAUUUUGGAAACAUCUGCAAAGUAUUUGACCUCUCUCCCAGCUCAGAGACAACUGAUCAAGCUCCAAAACAGGAUGUCGACCUUACCUCGCCCGGUGGCUGCAGUGUGUCAGGUGACAGCCACUGCGGACAAAAAGGCUAACUUCUCCACCUGUAAACAGCUGGUGGAGGAGGCCAAAGAGCGAGGGGCCAGCAUGGUCUUCCUCCCCGAGGGCUUCGACUAUAUCGGAUCCAGCCGAGAGGAGACGCUGUCGCUGUCUGAGAGGCUGACAGGAGAGACAAUCUCACAAUAUACUCAGCUGGCCAGGAAGUUGGAAGUGUGGCUGUCUCUUGGAGGAUUUCAUGAACAAGGACAAAACUGGGAGUCUGACAGACGAAUCUACAACAGUCACAUCAUAAUUAACGAUAAAGGUGACAUUAUUUCAGUCUACAGGAAGUCCCAUUUAUUUGAUGUGGAGCUGCCAGAAAAAGGAGUAUCGCUCAAAGAAAGUGCCUUCACCAUCCCUGGACCCUACCUCUUGUCUCCAGUCCAAACUCCCAUCGGCAAGGUUGGCCUGGGCAUCUGCUAUGAUCUGAGAUUCCCCGAGUUAUCGUUGGCUCUGCAAAGGCAAGGCGCUGAUAUUCUUACCUACCCAUCAGCCUUCACUGUAGCCACAGGAGCUGCUCAUUGGGAGAUCUUACUCCGAGCACGAGCGAUAGAGACUCAGUGUUACGUCCUGGCGGCGGCGCAGGUUGGUCAGCACCACGAGAAGCGCUCGUCGUACGGCCACGCCCUCGCCGUGGACCCCUGGGGUGAGGUGCUGGGCGACUGUGGAGGGGAGAAGCCAGGGGUGGUGCUGGUGGAGAUCGACCUGGAGAAGGUCAGCAGCACCAGGAAAAACAUGCCGGUCCAACAGCACCGCAGAGACACAGCCUUUUAUCAAAUUCUGAAAUGACAAAGCUGACAGAAAUUCAGUUUUAAUACAAGAAACAAAAUAAACAGGAUGAUUUCUUCCAUUUUA